UUUUUUUGAGGUAUCCUCUCCGCUUCGUGUCUUCGUCGCUUGCGAACUUUUUGGCAAAGUAGCUUUGCGAAGGCUAAAGUCAAUUUAAAGUCGAGCUUCCACAGAUUUCUCUCCUGUCUUUGUUAUCAAACCGAAGCCCUAAUUCUUUAAUUCUCUCCUGUUUUACAUACUUUUCAGUUCCCUUAUCAUUCUUUAAUGGGGUUGUGGGAAGCUUUCCUCAAUUGGCUGCGAAGCCUUUUCUUCAAGCAAGAAAUGGAGUUGUCUUUGAUAGGACUUCAGAAUGCUGGGAAAACUUCACUUGUGAAUGUCAUUGCUACUGGAGGAUAUAGUGAGGAUAUGAUCCCUACGGUAGGGUUUAAUAUGAGGAAGGUGACGAAAGGGAAUGUCACUAUAAAGCUUUGGGAUCUUGGAGGGCAGCCAAGAUUUCGCAGUAUGUGGGAGAGAUAUUGCCGUGCAGUUUCCGCUAUUGUUUAUGUUGUUGAUGCUGCUGAUCGCGAUAACUUGUCCAUCUCAAAGAGUGAACUUCAUGACCUGCUGAGCAAGCCCUCACUGAGUGGCAUCCCUUUGCUGGUAUUGGGGAACAAGGUUGACAAGCCAGAAGCUCUUUCUAAACAGGCUUUGACAGAUCAAAUGGGACUCAAGUCAAUAACUGAUAGAGAAGUGUGUUGCUUCAUGAUCUCGUGCAAGAACUCAACCAACAUUGACUCGGUAAUUGAUUGGCUUGUAAAGCAUUCCAAGUCAAAGAACUAAGUUGAGGAUGUGUUUGCAGUAUGGAGUAGCUGUUAAGAUUUAAAAAUCUGGAUAUGCAUUUGUUGGUGGUGGGAUUUGUUCUUGUCUAACCAGGUUCUGAUGGUCUGGCCAAUUUCUUGGCCUAUAGUUACUAUAAUAUUAGAUUGUUUAGAUUGCUUCCCCUUGUGAUUGGGGGGGAGGAGUCGGUGUUUCUGUUGCACUUAACCCGUCUAAUCUUUAUUGGACCAUGGUGGUGAUUGGAUUAUUCAUGUAAUCAAACUGAUUGGUGUGAAUAUCAUUUCCUUUGAUGACUCUUUAAGAAUUUUUGAAUGGAUGUGCUAACAACUGUUGCAGUCAA
Messenger RNA from Telopea speciosissima, 1087 nucleotides. Its product is annotated as ADP-ribosylation factor-like protein 8a. Bases 196 to 750 code for a protein of 184 amino acids. The record is from RefSeq and is a predicted model, not a curated record. The transcript is spliced from 6 exons. Gene Ontology annotation, biological process: protein transport. Gene Ontology annotation, molecular function: GTPase activity; GTP binding. Lineage: Eukaryota; Viridiplantae; Streptophyta; Magnoliopsida; Proteales; Proteaceae.